Molecule: messenger RNA, 8717 nt
Organism: Octopus sinensis (East Asian common octopus)
Lineage: Eukaryota; Metazoa; Mollusca; Cephalopoda; Octopoda; Octopodidae
Product: nascent polypeptide-associated complex subunit alpha, muscle-specific form
Biological process (GO): regulation of mitotic nuclear division; regulation of chromosome segregation
Cellular component (GO): chromosome; nucleus
Molecular function (GO): protein binding
Source: RefSeq, a predicted model, not a curated record
ACUAUGUUACGAAGCGGAGUAAUAUUUAGUGCACUCGUUAGUUAGUCCGUUUUAGUAUCAUAAUAUUUGAACGUCGAUAGUUUUUCUCUUUCAGCUUAUGGAACCAUGCAUUAUGGAAAUAUUGUUGUCAUCAAACGUGAUGGUAAAGAUGGGGCACAUUUCCCCCUGGAAAGCAAAUUCUAUCUCCUCGGCAGAAGUUCUAAAUGUGACAUAAGAAUCCAACUGCCCAAAGUUGCCCCAGAACAUUGUCAACUUUCUGUCAACAAACAUGGAAAGGUGAUGCUCAAAAAUCUUUCCAAUGAAACUAGAACCAAAGUUAAUGGUAAUAAUAUUGACGUGGAGACUCUGAAUGACCAAGAUAUAUUUACCAUUGACGAGCGUUCUUUCCGGUUUGAAGUUUUGGAGGAUCAAAAAUCAAAAGUUGGCAAAAAGACCCCACAGAAAGAAAUUAAGAUCCUUUCUCCAAAGGUCAGACCACCACCUCCUUACAAACCCCAGGAUGAUCUGCCACAAUCUUUAAAUCGCUCACAAUCUAAAUCUCCAAGCGGUGGAACCAAUACAAAGUCAAACAGAAGAAAUAGCCAAAGAGAAGCGACCUCUUCACCUGAGCCCGGAAGCAAGGCAGCUUCUCCCAGAAGAACACCACUGAGUGAAUUGAGUUCUGCAGGAACAAGUCAAAAAGUGUUUUCAGCUGGGAAAGCGAAAGAUUCUUCACCUUUGAAUGGGAUUCCAAUUCACGAAUGGAGAAGUCGUUCAACUACUCCAAAAUCAGCCAAACUUGACCGAACCAGUUCCUCAGAGAAACAAAAGAAAAGGCACCAAUCUCUAGAAAGAUUUGAAUCUCCUCGGCUGUCUAAGAAAGAUAAUGUUCUAGAUGACCCUUCUCCAAAGAAAACAGAAGCCUCUAACGAUCCUGUUAAAACGCCUAAAGCAAAAUCUGUCUCUGCCUCUCCUGCAACGACACCAGCUUCGGCAAGGAAGAGCCGUUCUACAACACCAGUUUCUAAAAGUUCAAGGCAAAGCGGUGUGAGCUCUGGCUCUCCUAAGAGUCCUGAAGAAGAUUUAAAACCAGCAUCUGGGAAAGGCAAAAGCCGGGCAAACAGUCCAAAAAGUUUGGUUAAAAAUGGUGACUUGGAAUUAAGUGGCAAAAAUAAAAGUGAAGAAAUCCAUUCAGGUAAAGACUUGAAAAGGAAAUCUACAACUUCAUGUGAUACGGAUGAUGCCAGUGAUGGCACUAAGAUGUCCAAAACUCACCGGACACCUUCAAAGUCUCCGGUUAAAGAAACUGAAAGCAAAGUUUCUAAAAGGAAAAGCCUGAAUUUAACGGAAUCGAGUUCGCAGGUGACGAGUGAAACACCUGGUUCCAAGGAUAAAAGUAAGAGUCCCUCACCAAAAUCACCAGUUAAACAGUUGAAUAAUACCACAGCAGCAGGCGGUCAGUCUGCAAGAUCAAGUCCAUCCAGUACGAAACCUUCGCCUGCAAAUAGAAAGUCAGUUGGAAAUGUUCCUUCUCCAAAGAUGGUGUCAGCUGGCAACUCCGAUACUUCUAAAACUAAAUUAAACAGGAAGAGAAAAUCUCGACCGUCAUUGAAUACGCCAAAUGCAAAAAGGAAAAGAGUUUCUUUUGGACCUCAGCUGAGUCCAGAACAAUUUGAUCGGUGUUUACCACCAUCUACACCUGUAAGGAAAGGAGGAACACCUAACAGCAAGAUUAUUUCAGCUUGUCGACCAUCAUUAAAAAGGCAAUCUUUACUCCAUUCUACUCUAGCGGAAGAAGAUGAUCACCCUAACAUAAACAAGGUGUCACCCAAGGCCACUCCAAAAUCUACAAAAUUGUCACCCAAGACCACUCCAAAAUCUACAAAAUUGUCACCCAAGACCACUCCAAAAUCUACAAAAUUGUCACCCAAGGCCACUCCAAAAUCUACAAAAUUGUCACCCAAGACCACUCCAAAAUCUACAAAAUUGUCACCCAAGACCACACCAAAAUCUACAAAGGUGCCACCCAAGACCUCACCCAAAUCAGCUAAGUUGUCUCCCAAGGCCACACCUGAGUCUGCCAAGCUGUCACCCAAGGCUACACCUAAAUCUGCCAAGCUGUCACCCAAGGCUACACCUAAAUCUGCCAAGCUGUCACCCAAGGCCACACCCAAAUCUGCUAAGUUGUCUCCCAAGGCCACACCCGAAUCUGCCAAGCUGUCGCCCAAUGCCACACCCGAAUCUGCCAAGCUGUCACCCAAGGCUACACCUAAAUCUGCCAAGUUGUCGCCCAAGGCCACUCCCAAAUCUGCCAAGCUGUCACCCAAGGCUACACCUAAAUCUGCCAAGCUGUCACCCAAGGCUACACCUAAAUCUGCCAAGCUGUCACCCAAGGCCACUCCCAAAUCUGCCAAGCUGUCACCCAAGGCUACACCUAAAUCUGCCAAGCUGUCACCCAAGGCCACUCCCAAAUCUGCCAAGCUGUCACCCAAGGCUACACCUAAAUCUGCCAAGCUGUCACCCAAGGCCACUCCCAAAUCUGCCAAGCUGUCACCCAAGGCUACACCAAAUCUGCCAAGCUGUCACCCAAGGCUACACCUAAAUCUGCCAAGCUGUCACCCAAGGCCACUCCCAAAUCUGCCAAGCUGUCACCCAAGGCUACACCUAAAUCUGCCAAGCUGUCACCCAAGGCUACACCUAAAUCUGCCAAGCUGUCACCCAAGGCCACUCCCAAAUCUGCCAAGCUGUCACCCAAGGCUACACCUAAAUCUGCCAAGCUGUCACCCAAGGCUACACCUAAAUCUGCCAAGCUGUCACCCAAGGCCACUCCCAAAUCUGCCAAGCUGUCACCCAAGGCUACCUAAAUCUGCCAAGCUGUCACCCAAGGCUACACCUAAAUCUGCCAAGCUGUCACCCAAGGCCACUCCCAAAUCUGCCAAGCUGUCACCCAAGGCUACACCUAAAUCUGCGAUGUUGUCACCCAAGGCCACACCCAAAUCUGCCAAGCUGUCGCCCAAGGCCAUGCCUGAGUCUGCAAAGGUGUCACCCAAGGCCACGCCUGAGUCUGCCAAAGUGUCUCUCAAGACCACACCUAAAUCUUCUAAGCUAUCACCUAGAGCCACUCCUAAGUCUAUCAAGGUGUCUCUUACAAUUACACCCAAGUCUGCCAAUGUGUCUUUCAGGGCAACACCCAAGUCCACCAAGGCAUCUCCCAAAGUAACACCUGAGUCCUUCAAGGCGUCUCCCAAAGCAACACCCAAGUCCACCAAGGCAUCUCCCAAAGCAACUCCUAAGUCUGCGAAGGUGUCCCCCAAAGCAACACCCAAGUCCACCAAGGGGUCUCCCAAAGCAACACCCAGGUCUCCCAAGACAUCUCCAAAAGCAACGCCCAAGUCUGCUAAAAUUGUUAGGUUGACAGCUGCUUCAAAAUCGACAUCUAAGAGAAGUUCCUUAUUAUCAAACACCAAUAUUAAAAUCAAAACUCCAAAAUCAGAUAGAAAAAAAGCUAUAAUUCUACAAAAUAUCCAUGGAAGGCAAUCAGCGAGAAAAUCUGUCCACAAAGGGGUGAAACCCCUCUGGUCCCAAAUUGUUAAACAAGGAGCAAAUAAAGUGAAAAUCAACAAGAAAGCUGUGGUGGCUGCCUUUAAGCCCAAAAGUAAAGCUGUGAAAGCCAUUUCCUUACCUAGAAAGAGUAUCUAUCCUGUGACUCCUCGCAGAAAAGUUUUGGCCUCAGCCCCAAGUACUGGUCAUAUUAAUUCCCCAUCAACGAUUCUUGUUGGGAAACUGUUAAAGAGUACAAAAUCUCCAGCCACAACUAAAAAACUGGCUUCGCCUUCGAUUGAAAAAUUUGAUGAGAGUGAUUUGUACGAUUCCAUUCCGGACAGUCCUGCUGCACCUCCACAUAUGUUUGUCUCACCUUUGAGAUCUUCAGAAUCUGGGUAUUCACCGGCAAACUAUAAUCCCCUUUUAGAAAAAUUGGUGGAUCUACCAAAACGAAGAGCAUCGGGUAAAUUGGUUGGCAUUAAAGAAAGUCCCAAACGCCGUAAGUCUGAAGACUUGAGUGAAGUUAGGAGAUCAGUAAAAACUCCCAAGGGUCGUAAGUCUGAAGAUCUGAGAGGAGUUAGAAAAUUAUUAAAAACUCCAGCCCGCCGAAAAUCUGCUAAAUUUGUUGGUGUUAAGGAAAUGCUUAAAACUCCGAAGGGCCGUAAAUCUGAAGAUCUUAGAGGAGUUAGGAAGCUGGUAAAAACUCCAGCCCGCCGAAAAUCUGCUAAAUUUGUUGGUGUUAAGGAAAUGCUUAAAACUCCGAAGGGCCGUAAAUCUGAAGAUCUGAGAGGAGUUAGGAAAUUGGUAAAAACUCCAGCCCGUCGAACAUCUGCUAAAUUAGUUGGUGUUAAGGAAAUGCUUAAAACACCCAAGGGUCGUAAAUCUGAAGAUCUGAGAGGAGUUAGGAAAUUGGUAAAAACGCCAACCCGCCGAACGUCUGCCAAAUUGGUUGGUGUUAAGGAAAUGCUUAAAACUCCGAAGGGCCGUAAAUCUGAAGAUUUGAGAGGACUUAGGAAAUUGGUAAAAACUCCAGUCCGCCAAACAUCUCCUAAAUUAGAUGGUGUAAAAGAAAUGUUUAAAACUCCCACGCAAAAAUCCCCCAAGACUUCCCAAAAGGGCAGUCCUGCUAAGAUGACUCCCAAGAAAACUAGCCCAGCUGCUAGGGUGACUCCUAAGAAAGCCAGUCCUGCUGUUAAGGUGACUCCCAAGAAAGUCAGCCCUGCUGUUAAGAUGACUCCUAAGUCCGGUCUUACAGCCAAAGGGAUCAAGAAGUCCACUCUUGCCAAAGUGACUCCCAAGAAGGCCAGCCCUGCUGUCAAGGUGACUCCCAAGAAAGCCAGUCCUGCCGCCAAAGUGACUCCCAAGAAGGCCAGCCCUGCUGUCAGGGUGACUCCCAAGAAGGCCAGCCGUGCUGCCAAGGUGACUCCCAAGAAGGCCAGCCCUGCUGCCAAGGUGACUCCCAAGAAGGCCAGCCCUGCUGUCAAGGUGACUCCCAAGAAGGCCAGCCCUGCUGUCAAGGUGACUCCCAAGAAGGCCAGCCCUGCUGUCAGGGUGACUCCCAAGAAGGCCAGCCCUGCUGUCAAGGUGACUCCCAAGAAAGCCAGUCCUGCUGCCAAAGUGACUCCCAAGAAAGCCAGUCCUGCUGUCAAGGUGACUCCCAAGAAGGCCAGCCCUGCUGUCAAGGUGACUCCCAAGAAGGCCAGCCCUGCUGCCAAGGUUACUCCCAAGAAGGCCAGCCCUGCUGCCAAGGUUACUCCCAAGAAGGCCAGCCCUGCUGCCAAGGUUACUCCCAAGAAGGCCAGCCCUGCUGCCAAGGUUACUCCCAAGAAGGCCAGCCCUGCUGCCAAGGUUACUCCCAAGAAGGCCAGCCCUGCUGUUAAAGUGAUCUCCAAGAAGUCUAGUCGUCUUGCUAAGGUGUCACCAAAGAAGGCUAGCCCUGCUGCCAAAGCCACACCCAAGAGGACCACCCGUGCAACCAGAGUAACUUUCAAGAUGCCCAGCCCUGCUGCCAAGAAAUCUACUCCACAGAUUUCUAAGAAAGAAGAUCCUAAAGUCAUCGAUAGUGCAAACUUAGACUCACCUGAAGUGCCAGCCUCUGGAAAGGCACGAUCAUCACGGAGAGCAGCUAGUAGUAAGUCUACUACGAAAGCUGAAUCGGCAAAGCCUACCAGAAGCACAAGGAAUGUUACAGGGAAGCAAACUGCUAAAAAGGGCUUAACUGUUUCAGAACCAGUAUUAGCAGAGACCCCAAAACAAGCAGAGGUUGAGAAAGAAAUCUCUGAUGUUGCCAGUGCUUCAACGCCUGCUGAUUCUCCAGUAAAAGCAUCAAGGCAGACUAGAACCAACAAGAAGUUUACGUCCAUUGCCAAAGGAAAAACACCUCCAAAGGAGAAGGAAAGCCCAUCACCUUUAAAAACAAUCGACCAGGAUAAAAGUGAAGAAUGUAGUCCUGUUGCUGUGAGAUCACGAAAGACAAGAGCAACCAAAACUACAUCAGAUAAAGUUCCAAGGACGACUACAGUUGAGGCUACAAGGAAGAGAGUCAGCAAAAGGGCUGCUUCAAAAGCAAGUGUUGCAGAGGACAAUCUGGAAACCCCUAGCAAGAAAAGACUUGUGGCUUCACCAUCACCAAAACCAGUUAAGAAGGCAUUGGAGAAGAUAUCUGAAAAUGUCGACACCAUUUCGGAAGAGUCACCAAAAAAAAGAACUACAAGAAAAAGAGCUGCUACUGAGAAUCCUACUGUGUCUCCUAAAGUUACCAGAACUCAGAAAACCAGACAGACUAGAGUUGUUCAGAAGUCAGCAUCAAAGAACACAAAAGAAACUGCUCCUGCCAAGGCACAAGAAGAAGCAGCUGAGAUUGAAUUGGAAGAACUUGAAACCAAGUCAAAGAAACCAACCAGGCAAGGUCGACAAGUCAGUAAGAAAACUAAAGAAGAAGAAGAAAGCAAGAGUCCAGUAUUGACACGAGUUCGUAGGACAGCUGGAAAGGAAUCUGUCUCUCCUGUUAAAAAACGGACCACUCGAGGAGCAGCUGUUAAGAGUCCUGUGAAAAAAGGAGCCAAGUCUAAAAAAGUUAAGACUCCAGUCAAGAAAGUAGAGACUCCAGUCAAGAAAGUAGAGACUCCGGUCAAGAAAGUAAAGACUCCAGCCAAGAAAGUAAAGACUCCGGUAAAGAAAGUAAAGACUCCGGUCAAGAAAGUAAAGACUCCGGCCAAGAAAGUAAAGACUCCUGUCAAGAAAGUAAAGACUCCGGUCAAGAAAGUAAAGACUCCUGUCAAGAAAGUAAAGACUCCGGUCAAGAAAGUAAAGACUCCAGUAAAAAGAGUAACGAGAUCUCGUCGUUAGCGGGUGUGUGUAAAUAAGUUGUUUUUAAUGUAAAAAAAAAAAAGGGCAUUUCUGAAUAUAUUAUCCCAUUUAUCAUUCCACGAUUGUGUACAUAGCAUCAGAUGAAAUUAAAUAAAUGAUUAAUUGCAUUUGAUAGGAUGGGGAGAUUUUAUAUUCCACAAGAUCAGGUUUAUCAUUAUCAUGUAUAAUAAUUGAAAGAUUAUAAUUUGCGGCCAUCAUCACAUUGCUUAUUAAGUUAGUUAUUAGAUCCUAAUUGUAGCAUUUCAGAUUUUUGUUUCUUCAGGAAAUGGCUGAAGAUAUUUCCUUUUUUUUUUUUUUUUUUUUUUUUUUUUUUUUUAAUAUAUAUAUAUCUAUAAAAUUUAAUUUUAAAAUCUCAUAUUUAUUUCCAUCAUUUUUAUUGCCUUGUUCAAGCCUCAUCCCAGGAGUGCAAAAUUUGAAACCAUAUUUAAUGACUUACUUCCACUGAUCUUCUUCGCUCCAUGUCUUCUUCACAUGAAGCAAAAUGUAUUUGAGAUCUUUUUUUUUUUUUCCCUCCUCUUGCCUUUCCUGUUGAAUGAUGCAAUGUGUAUAUGUUUGGGAAAUGCAUGAAUGUUGAGUGUAAAUGUGUCGUGAAAGAAUAUAUACACUCUUUAUUGGGUGAGUGAAGUAUGUAUGUGCGGAUAUCAAGUAUAAAUAGGUUUCCUUGUGAUGUGCAUGUGUAAGUGUCUGGUGCAAAUGUGCCAUGUGAAAGGAUAUACACUUUUUGUGUGAAUGUAUGUGAAACUGUAUGUGAAGCAUAUUUGUGAUACAUGAAUAUAUACCUCUUCUUGUGUGAGUGUGUAUAAAAGUACAUGAAGUGUAAAUGUGCUAUAUGAGUGUGUAUAUAUAUAUAUAUAUAUACUUAAUAUACAUAAUUCUUGUGUUGAAAUAUGUGAAACUGUAUGUGAAGCAUAAUUGUGUAACGUGAAUAUAUAUGCCUCUUCUAGUGUGAGUGUGUAUAAAAGUACAUGAAGUAUGAUUGUGUUAUAAGAGUGAAUAUAAACCUUGUGAGUGUAUAUAUAUAUAUGUGUGUGUGUGUGUGUGCAUCAGUUAUACGUGUGUCAUACGAGUCUUUUACGAUGUCUUUUUCGUGGCAAACAAACAGAAAUCUAUUUUUAUUUCUUACAUUUCCAAUAACCCCAUGUUACACCAUCACAUUCUUCAGCUCCUGGAAUGAGUAACUUUUGACCACAGUUGUCUUUAAAAAAACGGUUCAGGUUUGACGCAUUAAAAAAAAAAAAUGCGUCUUUUAAAAAAAAAAACACAAAAAAAAGCUUUUUUUUUUUCUUCCCCAUUUCUGUCCAAUAUUUUUCUUGUUUGGUUAUAUUCACAUUUUCCUCAUUGGCUCAUCACUCAUCUAGAAAUGGCAUUCUUUUAUAAUUUCAUCCAUCAAGGCACAAGGAUUGAGUCUACUGCUACAAUAAAACAAAAAGAAAAUAUAUAAUUUUAAAAAAAUCUGAUUCUUGUUUUUCGUUCGUUAGUUAAUUUGUCAGUUCUGUUGUUUAAUCAAUAGCAAUACUGAUCUUAUAUCAGGUCCCUUUUUAGUUUAUUAUCAUGUUUAUUAGUUUGCAGGGUUGCUUUUUUUUUUCUCCCCUAGAAACUAAUUAAACCAUUUGUCUUUUCCCCCCCCCCCCCAAUCAUUCAUAUAAAAAUUUUAUAAUUUUGUUGUUUUUGUUAUCUGUAUAAUCUUUGUUCUUUUAAAUAAAAAAAGCAAACAAAUCACGGUCUUAAAAAGCUGACAUCGAACCAGCUCUUCACUGCCAAUAAAGAAUUCAUAUUCCUCAGAAGAAUGGUUGAACAAGAGAAGAUAAAAUUAAAUAAGCGCAAAA